Molecule: messenger RNA, 2541 nt
Organism: Gekko japonicus
Lineage: Eukaryota; Metazoa; Chordata; Lepidosauria; Squamata; Gekkonidae
Gene: TMEM102
Product: transmembrane protein 102
Exons: 2
Coding region: 389-1600 (403 amino acids)
Source: RefSeq, a predicted model, not a curated record
GUGAGAGGGAGGGGACUCCCGACACUUCGACGCGGUACGGAAAUCCGGAUUCAGGUGAAUGGGGUUCCCGGACUGCUGGAGCUGACGCCUGCAGGAGCAGGGAGAAGGGGGGAGGGGGGUGGUCUGGCGCUUCUGCAUCCCUCCAGGUGCCUCAGAAGCCCCCGGUCACUUUUCUGACUCCCGAUCCGCCACCUUUCCGUUUCCAUCCUGGUCCCCAGUUCCGAUUUAAGCAGUUUUGCCAGGAAGGAAGGAUCUCUAAGACCAGAGGAGGAAACCCGGGAUUUCAGUCCCUCUCUCUCCCUCCCCUUCUGGCAUCUUCCCCAAGAAGGUUUCUCGGAAGGUCUCUCUUUUCUCCGCGCCCUCCCAGAAAGAGGGCCGUGGGGGUGGCAUGGCUUCCCCCCCAGACGGCCACCCCCUGAAACCCGCCCCGGCCAAACCUCUCACGGACCUCGAUUUCCACUCUGGAGCCCGGAUCGAAGAGCUCAACCAGCUCAUCCAAGAGUACCACGCCAGGAACCCAGGCGUCCGGGAAGGCCCGGAACUGCACCAGGCAAAGGACGUCGUCUUCUCCCUCUUAGGUGUGGUUCAGAGCUCUGACGGGAAGCUUCCAGCAGUCAAUCGAUACCUGCUUCUCUCCGGAGGGGUCCAGCAAGGCACCGUCGAUGUGGACCUGGCUGUCCCACACCACCUCUCUCCCGGAGGGGACUAUGACGUGGACUUCACCCUCCUGGUGCCCAUUCUUCACGCUGCCGGGGUCCCCGUCACCUUGGACAUGAAGCAGAGCCCCCCCGGCCACGCCCAGAUCAGCCUCCGGCCCUUCGAGCCCGCCACGCUCCACCGCUGGUCGGACUGUUGCCUGGGAGACGAGGCCUACCUGUCCGCCGAGCUGGUCUCCGCCUGGCUCGCCCACUCCUUUGCUGCCGCCGCCAAAGACACGCGGGUCGAGCGCCGGGGCUGCGUCACUUCGGCGGUGGUCUCCGUCGGACACUGCCGCGUCCUCUACGACCUCGUCCCGGUCGUGGCCUUGAAGGGGUGGCCGGAAGUGGCCCAGCCUUGGCUGACUCAGGCCCAUUUCUGGGACGGCAAGCUGAGAGACGAGGAAGUGGCUGGGGGCUUCUACCUCUUGCCCGCGGCCUCUGGUGCCCGCUGGCGCCUGGCCUUCUCGACCAGCGAGUUGCACCUCAGGCGGAUUCUGCCCCAGCCUGUGCUCCAGGCUUUCCGAGCGGCCACGGCCGUCCUCGGCCGCCACCUCCCCGAGGGCUUCGGCCCUUAUCACAUCUUCACCUUGGUGCUCCGGGCCUGCGAGCGGCUGCCCGCCAGCUACCUGGGCCGAGAGGAGAACACCGCGCACGCCUGGCUGGGCCUGCUGGACGACCUCUCGGCCUGCUUAGUCCACCGGUGCCUUCCUCACUACUUCCUCCCCCAGUGGAACGUUCUGGAAGGCCUUUCCCGCCGGGACCUGGAGCGCCUGGCUCGGGAGCUGGCCGGGGUGAGGGCCGAUCCUUCCAAGUGCCUCCGCCAAGCGGUGGAAGGGGCCAAAGACGCCAAGAGGUUAGCCAAAGCUUUUCGAAACCAGGGUUUCUCCCCGGUUGCCCCAUAACGCCUUCAGAGGGGCUGGUGCCUCGGCUCGUGAGGCAGAAGGGCCUCAGGCGCUGCCCUCGGGAAAGUUGUUGGCAUCAUUUUGAGGGGGUUUUUGAGUGCCUCUCCCUUCCCCCCACCUCUGUGGGCCGCGGAGUUUGGUGGGGAUGUGGGAGACUGACGGCCAGGGUUCCGGAGUUUUCUCCUGGGGGAGGGAACGCUCCAGGGUGGAGGUGGGCAGGGGGACCCCCUCCGGCCCUCCAGCACCUUAUUGGGCACACGAGCCUGCCAGACCGAAGGGUCGCCUCACGGGCGUCUCCUCUCACAACCACCGCUCAAGUGUCCUUCAGGGCCAGGCCCACAGUGGCUCUCUGCCCUCAGCCGAGGGCUCCGAGUGGGGUGGAGACCCAGAGAUGACCCGGAGGUUGACAAAUGCACUGCCCCACUAAGGGUGAGGGAUGCUGGGCGUUCCUCCCCAAACCUGCCACUGGUGCCUUAAAUUGACCUUUUCCCUGCCAAACCUCACCUCCCCCCUCAACGUCGGUCCAGAUCGCCAUUUUCUCCCAGGCUCUGACAGAGUUGUGCCGAAGAGAGCACCUCCCGAAGUAUUUUCAACGUUGCUGAAGGCAGCAGGGGCUUCGGGAGACCUCCGGCCUGAUAGUGGGAGGGGGGGGGGAAGUACCACAACCAAAUGUUGGAAAGCUGGAGGCCACGCCUUAAGGUUCAGGAAGCCGCUGCCAUCGGCCAUCCAGGAUUCGACAGAGACCCUCGAUGCAAUAAUCGUAUUCUGGAGAAGGCGUGACUCCAGAUCCUUCAUGAAAUCGUGUUUGUAGGCUGCUCUUCUAACUAGAACAACGUCUGGGUGAAUGCAAAUUUAAAAGAGAAGACAAUCCCGAUAUUAUUUUUGUGCCACGGUAAUGAGAUUCUUUCGGGGGGGGGACCGCAGGGUGCUUUGUACCUAUC